ACUAUUACUUUUUUUUUUUAAGAUGGCGAAGUCUCUACCUCUGUUUGGCCAAUACCGACUAACAUAUUGAUAAUAAAGUUCUGUUGCAGCGGGAAAUUUCACGCCGUGAAUGCAUCAGUCGGGUCCCGCGGGUCUCUCGGGUCUCUCGGGCCUCUCGGGCUUGUGCCGGCUCACCGACCAUCUUUAUCUCAGUAAUGGCAGAGCGGCUAAUGAUUCCUCCCAGGUGAGUCGGUGCAAGAUUACCUGCAUCGUGAACGCCACCGAGACGAAGAGCAGCCGCCCUCCUCCUCCAGAGGUGGAGUACAUCCACAUCCCGAUCGCUGACUCCCCGGUGUCCCCUCUCAGCGACCACUUUGACAAAGUGGCGGAUAAAAUUCAGCUCGUUGCACGGCUCGGGGGCCGGACUCUGGUGCACUGUAACGCCGGAGUGAGCCGCUCCGCCGCCCUGUGCAUGGCCUACCUGAUGAAGCACCACGGCGUGACUCUGCUGGAGGCCCACAGGUGGGUGAAGACCCGUCGAUCCCUGGUGAGGCCGAAUGAGGGCUUCUGGAAGCAGCUCAUCCGGUAUGAGAUGGAGCUUCGUGGGUGCAACUCUGUCCGAAUGGUGUCCUCCUCCAUGGGAGAGAUACCUGACAUCUACGAGGAGGAGGCCAGGAACAUGAUGCCACUGUGAUGCUACUGCACUGCUUUAUGGGGACAUUUACAAAACCACAAACCAUUUUGGGUCUUAAGAGAAAGGGAUGAUUUUAUUCUUAUUUUAGCACUUCCUCUCAUGUUAUGAGACCCACUUUGGCCUGUCCUGCCCCAUUUCUAUUCCAUCCCGACUCCUGUGAAGGCAGAGCCAGACAAUGCAUUCAAAGCUUGAAUAUAUUUGGUACCAAUAAGUAUUGAUUAUCUCUAUUUAUUAACAAAUACAAAACCAGUGCUGACUUUCCUCUCACUCUCCCGUAAAUGAGUGGGGUAUUUUACUUUCUCGGUUGUUUUGUAUGACCUGUGAACUACUGGGCACUUUUUGCCGGCACGUGACUUUUUUGGAUUAUACUUUGUCUUAUUUUCUUAUCACAUUUUCAUUGUAAAUUUAAGAAUUUUCUUUCCUUGAUAGAAUUAGUCUGAACUAGCCAACUAACCAAACUAGAUUUCUCCACAGAGUAGCUGUGCCACAGUCCAACUGUUUUUACUGUUCAGUAAUGGUAGCUCACCCAACUUUGAGUCUCAGGUAAACAUUUUAACUCACAUUAAAAACCAAGCUUGUGGUCAUUUACAAUGAAAAGGUGGUGCCCAGUCAGGCCUUUUGUCACAUUUCUUUGAGGUUAUGAGUUGUCAGCAGUCACGCCAAAGUUAUUUACGUAACUAUUAGAUAAAUCUGUUGAAGGCAUAUAUAUAUCAGCCUGGCAUAUUUUUCUGCCUCAUGAGUACGUUUGGUACAUAAUCUGCGUGAUUCUGAAUGCAGGAAUUUUCACCCUGUUAUAAUUAGUACUACUACUACUACUACUAAUACUACUAUUACUUGAAGUAAAUGAUCUAAAUAAUUAUUCUACCACCGAUUUCAGGCUUGAAUAUGCCAGGCCCUGAAUCACGACAGCAGCUGUGACAGUGAAGGCAGUCAAUCCAACUCCUGUGAGGCUAGAAAGUACAAAAAGCUUUUAUUUUAGAAUCAGUACUCUUCUUCAUUGGUUCAGUACACACACAUUUGUGCAUUCCAACAUUUGAAAGACAGCAGGAAGUUUUGAGCAAACAUCCUUUCCAAACAAAGGGAAAUAAAUAUCUUAUACAUGGUUAUUUAGUUAUGUGGCCAUUAAACAGCUUCAAAACAUGCUAAGAUCAGACAAGACCGUAUGGAAGGUGUUUUCUAACCAGUUCUGAUGCUUAUAUCACUCAUGAGAGCAAUGGGUUGUAAACUAACUGGCUUAUAAAAAAUGCUGAUUUUUUUCACAAUAAAAAUAUAUAAGAUGGAAUUUUGACUCAAUUUGGUGAUAUUUCAUAGCCUUUUUUUACAGAAAGUGACGACAUCAAGAUUCACACACUGAAUUAAUACUGGUCACAAUUUGGCACGUCUGUCAUCUUUGAACAGAAACAACAUACAUCAGCUCAACAGGAAAGAUUUAAUCUUGUGUAGUAGUGGUCAACCCAUCACCGGAGACAAACUGUUUCCCAAUAGUGCAGUCCCAACAGGCAAAAUGCAGCUGUUGGCCAAUUUCCUCAUUAAAAAAAAAAACAAA
Scatophagus argus is the source of this 2219-nucleotide messenger RNA. RefSeq lists its product as uncharacterized. Gene Ontology annotation, biological process: protein dephosphorylation. The transcript has a single exon. Gene Ontology annotation, molecular function: MAP kinase tyrosine/serine/threonine phosphatase activity. The record is from RefSeq and is a predicted model, not a curated record. NCBI's taxonomy places the organism in Eukaryota, Metazoa, Chordata, Actinopteri, Scatophagidae. Bases 110 to 673 code for a protein of 187 amino acids.